UCGGCGGCACAGCAUGGCGGAGGAGAGCGGCGUCUGCAGCUUUGUGUUCAAGAAGCGGGUCCGAGCCGCGGGCAGCGGCCGGCGAAAACGGCCCGGCAGCGACCAGGAGCGGGAGAGCAGUGGGGAGGAGGGCAGCACCGUGGUGCGCAAGGAGCGGCGGCGGGACACCCCCAACCCCAUGAUCCAGAAGACCAGGCGCUGCACGAGGGAGAGGCCGGAGUACGCGCCGAGCAGCAGCGAGGACGAGGAUCCUGCCAAGGAGAUCGGGGUCACCUACAAAUCCACCAGGUCGGCGAAACCUGUAGGCCCAGAAGACAUGGGAGCCACAGCAGUGUACGAACUGGACACAGAGAAGGAGAAGGAUGCCCAGGCCAUCUUUGAGCGCAGCCAGAAAAUCCAGGAGGAGCUGAGAGGAAAGGAAGACGAUAAAAUUUACCGUGGCAUUAACAACUACCAGAAGUAUGUGAAGCCCAAGGACACAUCGAUGGGAAAUGCCUCCUCAGGAAUGGUGAGGAAAGGCCCCAUCCGUGCUCCGGAGCACCUGCGGGCCACGGUGCGCUGGGACUACCAGCCCGACAUCUGCAAGGACUACAAGGAGACCGGCUUCUGCGGCUUCGGGGACAGCUGCAAGUUCCUGCAUGACCGCUCGGACUACAAGCACGGCUGGCAGAUCGAACGGGAGCUGGACGAGGGCCGCUACGGCGUCAAUGACGACGAAAACUACGAGGUGAGCAGUGAUGAGGAGGACAUGCCUUUCAAAUGCUUCAUCUGCAGAGGUUCCUUCAAGAACCCCGUGGUCACCAAGUGUCGGCACUACUUCUGUGAGAGCUGUGCCCUGCAGCACUAUCGCAAAUCCCAGCGCUGCUACGUCUGUGACAAGCAAACCAAUGGGGUCUUCAACCCUGCAAAAGAGCUCAUGGCGAAACUGGAAAAACACAAAGGGGAGGAAGAAGAGGAGCAACAGUCAGACCGAGAAGAGGAUCCACGGUAGCAGAACACAUUUUGUACAUAACUGAAUAAAGCUUUUGUAGGAGAAAAAAAAAGCUACCAGCUGUAGCCAGGGAUUCUGUAUCCAACCAGCAGCUACUGAACUGUGUCCACCUGUGCUGGACUCUGUCUUUGCUGCCCUGUGGGGACACAAGGCAGGACAGCAAUUUCACACAGUCCUGUCAACAGCAAGACUGCCAGGAGAGACACACAGGCAGAUAGAAACCUCUGAAGCACAAAGGCACCACCAAGGAGAUGGAAGCAGGGGGCUGGGAAGCAGUCAUGGAGCAGUGACAGCUGGUGAGACACUGAGCAACACGUAAGUGCUUUGCUUUAUUAAAGUCCACUCCAGGGAAGAGCAUAAGCCAACAAAACAGAUGCAAAGAAUUAAAUAAAUUUAAUCUCAUUAAUGGUGUAGGCUGUGCAGUAAUGGAAAAAUACAGUGAAUUCCCUAUUGAAAAGUCUUCUAGUCUGAGGUCUUCACUCACCUCUCCUCAUGUUAGCAGUGACCAAUAAGAGUUAAUGCAAAAGGAGCUCAACCAGAAAUU
Messenger RNA from Vidua macroura (Pin-tailed whydah), 1535 nucleotides. Its product is annotated as E3 ubiquitin-protein ligase RNF113A-like. The transcript is spliced from 11 exons. The record is from RefSeq and is a predicted model, not a curated record. NCBI's taxonomy places the organism in Eukaryota, Metazoa, Chordata, Aves, Passeriformes, Viduidae. Gene Ontology annotation, molecular function: metal ion binding. The coding region runs from base 14 to 991 and encodes 325 amino acids. Gene Ontology annotation, cellular component: U2-type spliceosomal complex. Gene Ontology annotation, biological process: snoRNA splicing.